GUCGUCGCGUCGUGCACGUAAACAAAUCCGCCUUGAUUUUUUCCCCGAUUUCGUGAAAAGUGGCCCAUUUUCGCCGGAUUCAACCCGUGUCCCGGUGCAACACCACCGCGUCGAUUCCCGGUCGUGUCCGCGGCGGAACGUCCAUCCCCCGCCGCCGGGGGAGUGAGUCCGUCGAACUUCUUUUUUUUUUCGAGUGGACUUCACUUUUCUCCAGUGCCUCACGGGAAGAAGAAGAGAGAUUGCAAUUUGGUUUCGUUUUUUUUUUCUUGUGCGGAAAAGUGCAAAAUUUUCCUCAGCUGAAGUGGCCGGGCUGGGAACGGGUGGCUAAUGUGCCGUUUUGUGGUCCGCCGGAAGUUGUGAAGGAUUCGCAAGGGAGCGGAAAACAACAAAAAAUUUAGGAGUUUUGAAGAAUCGACCGGCAGCUGUUUCGUCGGAUUGAGUUCGGUUCCGGGGUCGUGCGGUCCGAACCGCCACGGUGACGACCAUGCUGACGCACAAGAAUAACCAGGGCGGCCGGAAGAAGAUGCAGGUGUCCUUCGUGAUCCGGGACGCCGAGGAGAAGCGCCACCGCAACGGCGUCAACGCGCUCCAGCUCGACCCGGUCAACGGGCGGCUCUACUCGGCCGGCCGCGACGCCAUCAUCCGGGUGUGGAACUCGACGCAGACCAGCUCCCAGGAGCCGUACAUCCAGAGCAUGGAACACCACAACGACUGGGUCAACGACAUCGUGCUGUGCUGCGGCGGCCGAAACUUGAUCAGUGCCAGUUGCGACACCACGGUCAAGGUGUGGAACGCCCACAAGGGGUUCUGCAUGUCGACGCUGCGAACCCAUCGGGACUACGUGCAGGCGUUGGCGUACGCCAAGGACCGGGAGCAGGUCGCCAGCGCGGGCUUGGACAAGGCCAUCUUCCUGUGGGACGUGAACACGCUGACGGCGUUGACGGCGUCGAAUAACACCGUGACGACGUCGAGCAUCACCGGCUCGAAGGACUCGAUCUACAGCCUGGCGAUGAACCCGUCCGGGACGAUCAUCGUGAGUGGUUCCACCGAGAAUACGUUGCGCAUUUGGGACCCGCGGACGUGCAACAAAAUCGCCAAACUCAAGGGUCACGCGGAGAACGUGAAGGCGCUGGUCGUGUCCGAGGACGGUACGCAGGUAGUGUCGGGCAGCUCGGACGGCAAGAUCAAGCUGUGGAGCAUCGGCCAGCAGCGCUGCAUUCAGACGAUUUCGGUCCACUCGGAGGGCGUGUGGGCGCUGCUGAUGACGGACAACUUUUCGCACGUAAUCUCCGGCAGCCGGGACAAGAAGAUCGUCAUGACGGAACUGCGCAACCCAACGAACAGUGUGCUGAUCUGCGAGGAGCGGGCACCGGUGCUGAGCCUCUGCUACAACAUUGACCAAACGGGGAUCUGGGCCACCACGUGGAACAGUGACGUGCGCUGCUGGAAGUUGAACAAAACGGACAAACUGAGCAACUACAGCUACAGCAGCAACAGCAGUAUUAACAGCGGAGGAGGCGGCGAUGGGACGCCGGUGACCAACUCGACGUCCAAUGCAACGCCGGCAAGUGCCGGAAAGGGUUACGAGGUGGCGUGCAUUAAGGGAGGGGCGGCGAUCAAAAAGUACCACGUGUUGAACGAUAAACGCUUCAUGCUGACAAAGGACAGCGAGCAGAAUGUGGCGAUCUACGACGUGUUGAAGGUUAAGAAGGUCGAGGAUCUGGGCAAGGUGGACUACGAGGAGGAGAUUAAGAAGCGCAGCCAGCGGGUGUACGUGCCGAACUGGUUCACGGUGGACCUGAAGACGGGGAUGCCAACGAUCGUGCUCGGCCAGGACGAGGUGGACUGCUUCGCGGCGUGGGUCUCCGCCGAAGCCGGCCUGCCCGAGCAUGCCGAGUCCGGGUCCGAUCCCAAGGUCAACUACGGCAGUCUGCUGCUGCAAGCCCUGCUCGAGUACUGGAAGCCUCCGCCGCCGCACCACCACCUGCAGGGCGGCGUCCCGGACAUGGAGAACGGCUGCGACGGGGACAUCCGCGGGAACGAGUACUUUAUCGUGCCCAAACACACGCCCAUCAUCUUCAGCGAGGUCGGCGGCCGGAACGUGUGCCGGCUGCUGGUGAAGGAUGCCGCCGGUGAAACCGAGAGUGCCCUGCUCAGCGAAACCGUGCCGUCCUGGGUCACGAACGUCGUCAUCGAGCGGACCAUCCCCAAGUUCAUCAAGCUGCCGUUCUACCUGCUGGCGCAUCCGUCCAUGCUGAAGCAGGACCGCAGUAAAAAGCUUGAUUUAAUCAACCAGGAACGGCUGAUCGCGAACGAGUUCAUCCAGUGCCGGAAGGUGUGCGAGCACGUGCUGGAGAAGGUGCUCGGGGCGGACCUGCCCGGAGGAGGUGGGGGUGGCGGCAGUAGCACCGGUGGCGGCGGCAACUCCAACUCGUCCCAGAACAACAGCCAAAGCGACGCCAACUCCGAGGGCAGCCAGGUGCCGGCCGAGGAGCGGAUCGAGCUGCUGUGCAAUGAUGUGAUCUGCGACCCCAACAUGGACCUCCGAACGGUGCGGCACUUUAUCUGGAAGCAGUCGUCCGAUCUGACGUUCCACUAUCGAACAAAGUCAAAUUAGGUUAGGAGCCAAGGCAAGUAAAGGUUACACGCUCGCGUACGUGUAUGUUUGUGCAUUCAAGUUCUGUUACUGCUGGCAAAACUUCGAAAAAGAAGAAGAAUAACAGAGUAAAAAUUAGGACGCAUUAUUAGCGGAAACGCUAGGACCGGUUGUAGAUAUUUCCCCUAAUUCGCCCCCCUCCCCCCUGCUGGAUCUUCUGCCGGAGUGUGAUUGAUUGUGGAGAAGAAAUUUUGCGCGAUUCGAGAGUGACUGCGUCUGCGUUUAGAGUUUAGUACUGUUGCUAGAUUUUUAUUUAACUAUUUAUACACUGUGAACAAUUUUAAUCCUGAUGCUUUGAAUUCCUAGUGCGCCCAAACUCUGUUCGAUACCCUUUUAGAAUAGUGUUUGAAUGCAAUUAUAUUUUUUUAGCUGACUCGCAUUUAAUUACGUAUCGACAAAGCAUAACUUUCCGUUUGCUACUAAAGGAGCUGAUCGAUCGAUCGAAGCUGUGUUGUUGAAGGGGCAAACAAAACAGAGAGAAAAAACAAACCCAGUAACGAGAAAUCAUUAAAUUGCCAAUCUGUUUAGGGAAAGCAACCAACAGAACAACAACAAAAAAACAUAACGAUUGCAGCUUAGAUAAGAUAUAGAAUGAGAAAAAAAGUAAACCUAACGAUAGCCGAGCUCCGAGAGUGAAAAGCUGUUCAAGCUUGAUUUAAUUGAAAAUAAAAAAAAGUGUAAUAGCAAGCAUCUAUCCGAAGGGGGUAGAUGGAAAACAAAAAAAAAAGCCGGAUGGAAGCGUCGAGCAAAGAACGAAAC
Molecule: messenger RNA, 3415 nt
Organism: Culex pipiens pallens (northern house mosquito)
Lineage: Eukaryota; Metazoa; Arthropoda; Insecta; Diptera; Culicidae
Product: WD repeat-containing protein 48 homolog
Exons: 6
Coding region: 485-2617 (710 amino acids)
Biological process (GO): double-strand break repair via homologous recombination; protein deubiquitination
Molecular function (GO): ubiquitin binding
Source: RefSeq, a predicted model, not a curated record